Messenger RNA from Pantherophis guttatus, 1402 nucleotides. Its product is annotated as ankyrin repeat domain-containing protein 40-like. NCBI's taxonomy places the organism in Eukaryota, Metazoa, Chordata, Lepidosauria, Squamata, Colubridae. Gene Ontology annotation, molecular function: protein binding. The record is from RefSeq and is a predicted model, not a curated record.
AUGAGCAGCUACUUGGAGGAAAGGCUCCGGGAAGCUGCUGCUUUAGGCAAUCUCGAGGAGGUGCGGAUGCUGGUCCGUAACGGGGUGGCGUUGAAUGCUCAGAAUGAGGUCAAUGGCUGGACGUGCUUGCAUUGGGCAUGCAAGCGUAACCAAACUCAUAUAGUUAAGUACCUGCUAGACCAUGGAGCCGAUAAGGGGAUUUUUACAAAGAACAGAGAUCUGGCAGCACAUCUGACUUCAAAAAAAGAAAUCAGAAAACUUCUUGGAGCUCCUGAAAUGGAAGGUGGUGAUAAUCAAGAAGUGAAUAACUUAAAGCUGCUGAGUAUGGCAAACUAUCAAACCAAUGAAUUAUUUCCAGGGACUUACAAUCAAAAAGGGGAUGAUGCCACUCCUAUGGCUGCUCCACCCAAAGAAAACAAUGCUGCCAUACCUCAUUUAUCUGCUGGUGAUACUAGCCUUUGUUUAUCAACAGUUCAGGCAGAAAACAAUAGCAUGGCCAUUUCUUUGCACAAAGAAACCGAACUCCCUGGGAAACACUUUUGGGUUGAGGAGCUCAUUUCAUCCGUGGUUGCAGAAGCAUCCGAAGAUAUAAAGUCUAGAGUUCAAAGCUCUUGUCCCUCAUUUUCUUCAUCUACACAUCAGAACAGAGAUCACUUGACUUCAUGUCCAUCUACACAACAUAUGCCUAACCAAAAAAAUGGUGCCACAGUGGAGGCAGAGUCAGCGUUACAGCCACUGUUUUUCAAUGGAACAUUUCCAUGCAAUAUGCAUGACACAGAAUUGGUGCUUAAAGUAAGAGUUCAAAAUCCUAAAGAAUAUGACUUCAUUGAAAUUGAACUGGACAGAAAACAACUGACUUACCAAGAUCUGCUCAAUGUGUGUUGCUGUGAGCUGGGAAUUAAUUCUGAACAAGUGGAGAAAAUUAGAAAAUUACCUAAUACAUUAUUGAGAAAGGAUGAAGAUGUGGCCAGGCUUCAGAAUUUUCAAGAGCUGGAGCUAGUUUUAGCGAGAAGCAUCACAUCUUCUCUCAGAAAUGCUGCAGUAACAACACUGAUAGAAAAAACUUGCUACAACAUCAAGGCAGCCAACCUGAUAUAUUGAAGUUUAGGAUUUACAGGAAGGAUAGUCAAUAUUCUAUUUUAAGCUAUUAAAGCUAAUUUUUAAAGUUUUAUAUAUUUUCAGUUAAGAUGCAGUACUUUGUGUUUGUACUUAAUAUUGUUGGAGUUAACACUAAAUUCCUAAUCAGUGUAAGCACACCAGAAAUCUGUCAUAACUACUUCUCCAUAUGCAAACCAAAAAAUCCUGACUAAAAUGAUCACAGCUCUUUCAUUAGCAGGUUCUUGUUCCCUUAGACAAUUACUCUGAUCCUGUUGGCAUAAAUUAAAUCUGUUAUACAGUGGUA